Arabidopsis lyrata subsp. lyrata is the source of this 791-nucleotide messenger RNA. RefSeq lists its product as uncharacterized. The transcript has 5 exons. Bases 88 to 651 code for a protein of 187 amino acids. The record is from RefSeq and is a predicted model, not a curated record. Lineage: Eukaryota; Viridiplantae; Streptophyta; Magnoliopsida; Brassicales; Brassicaceae.
GGACUUCAUAAAAAUAUAAAGAAGGGUAACGCAUCGAAAAUCACUACAAAAAGUUAGGGAUUUUUUCAUCUCUUCUUCAACGUAGGGAUGGGUGAAACAUUCGAAGGCUGGACUUCUUGGGUCGAAGAUGCAUAUUUGCUAUGUACACCUGAAGAUCCUGAGUGCUUGAAGCAUCACUAUAUCACACGAACCGAGAAAGAUGAGCCUCAAUACACAGUAGAAGAAGAAAUUGCUAUGAUGAACGAACAAAUCGAGAACAGCGAGGGGUUCGAUAUUGAUUUCUCUUUGUUCCGCUGUCUGUUCAACUACCAUCUUGUUGAUCCCGAUGAUAUCGAUUUCGUUGAGGAGCCAGAAACCAAUGGAGAUUUAAUGAAGAGGCUUUCUAAAGAAUCCCUUAACGUCUUUAAUAAGGAGGAGGGCACGGAAUUCGAAUUUGUCAAAGUUGUCAAAGCCAAUUUUCACUAUAGCGCUGGGUUUAUGUUUCUCAUAACAUUUCAAGUCUUAGAUCCAUCUGAUAACCAGGAAAAACUCUUCCAAGCUAGGGUUCGUUACUCAACACGUUUCCCGGCUGAAUACGUCUUUUGUAGGCCAAGACCCGAUCCAGAAGUUGACUCUGAUGAAACUUCCGAGGAAGAUUUCAAUGGUGUAUGAAAUUAUCCAUCUAUAUAUACUUUGAUGGAUCACUUACUUUACGUUGCCGUUGGAAUCUUGGAUUGAUUUUUAUUUCUUUUGUCCGUUCAUACUUACAAAAAUUGCAUGAUCGAUCGAUCAUCAAUUUAUGCGAUGGUUGU